Molecule: messenger RNA, 1227 nt
Organism: Cajanus cajan (pigeon pea)
Lineage: Eukaryota; Viridiplantae; Streptophyta; Magnoliopsida; Fabales; Fabaceae
Source: RefSeq, a predicted model, not a curated record
GAGACUCGCUAGGUUUGCCGAACCAACUCCUCAAAGGGGGCUUAGAAGAAGAAGAAGAAUACAAAAAGUCCCUUUUACUUUUUUACCCUUUUCUUCUCGUGUUCUUUCUUAAUGGCGAGUUCUUCAAGAACAAAAUCCAGUGGACCAGUGCUUCGUUCUCUUUCGCCUUCUAACAACAAGUUCUGUUCCUAUUCAACGUCAAACGCACCGUUUCAUACACCCUCUUCAAACUUCUUCAACAAGCCUCACUCACACGUUCCUCACCGCUCCACUUCCCCGACACGUGUCAACAUAUACAGCGCCGCGCCCUCUCCCUCUUCCUCGGUCCGGUUCUCCCUCGACCGCUCCAUAUCCCCGAACCGGGCCGUGUCGAGCCACGUCAUCGCGAAGAAAGGCCACGUCACGGCUCAGAAGAGAACGUGCAUGUGCUCCCCAACGACGCAUCCCGGUUCGUUCCGCUGCAGCCUCCACAAGAACCACCACGCGCCGUCCGGUUCGUUUCCGUCGAACCGGCUCAACAUGCGCCGGUCCGCGAUGAAGAACUCGCUUGUGAGAAUCGGAGGAGUCGAAGGCGAGUGGGUGAAACGCGCCCUCACUGCGUUGAUUCGUCCUUCGUCGCACCAACAGAGGAGAAGAGCCGCGUUCGAAUCGAGACCGAGUCGUCUUUCAAUCAUGUCCAUGGCUGUAGAAGAUCUAUGAAUACUUUUUUUUUUUUUUUUUUUUUCCAAUUACAGGUUCAUUUUUGAAUCGCCGGAAUAUUCUCUUCUCCGCCGCCGAUGACGGAAUCCGACGAAAAUUUGGAAGAUUACGGCGUAGAUCUAAGAGACUCGACUCGAAUUCGGAUUAACGAGUGAGAGUGAUGAUUGAUGAGUUAGUUACGCUCGCCGUUAACGUUCCGUUGGUCACGUAGUGACGCCGUGUGGUGCGUUUGACGCCGCCGUUGACUCUCCGUUAUCUUUGGUCCAGUUGCUUUGCGUUUGGUGCAAGGUAUAUAUUCUUUAUCCAUUUUUUGAUGCCUUUAUUUAUUUUUUAAUUAAAUAUGUUUUAUUUGAUUUGGUUAAUUGCGAGAUUGGUUGUGCAGGUGUUUGGUGCAGGUGCUAUUCCAGAACGACGGAUUUCUUUUUUUUAUGGAAGAACUCACAUAUUCGACAUCUAUAAAAUAGUUAAGUGAAAAAAAUAAUAAUUAAAAGAGUUUAAUAUUACAAAAUGGAAAGAAAAAAAAAAAGG